GGUUCCACCUGUUUUCAGUCAAGCUUUUAGGAAGCGAGAUCUAUGAUUGGCUGCUAUACAUUCAGUUAAAUGCAUUGCAGGCUUCACACUGCUGUGGAACGUAGAAAGAUAGAUAGAAACUGGUUGUGUUACGUUAAGUCUCAUAGAUUUUCCACUUUGUGCUUUUGUUUUUGAUUGAAGCCAUGGGACAUAUCCACUGUGUGAUGCUACUAUGGCUGCUAUUCACUGGAGGGCUUCGUGCAAGCAUUAAAUCUUCCCAUUAUAGACUUGGAUCUGGCAGUUGGGACAGGAAAGAUGAGCCCCAGGUUCUGGCCUACCAACCCAUGUCACAGCAUCAAGCUCCAGCUUUCCAGCACCAGGUUGAUAUUCACCCAUCCAAUUAUCACCAGAUGCAUUUUCUCAAUUCAAAGACCCAAGCAUCUCAGAACCAGUCCAAGUAUAAAGUUUACCCUCAGAUCCACAGCAACCAGCCCAAACCUCAGCUCCCUCCACUCAGCAAUAAGCAGAAUCUUGAGCCAACCACACCCAACUACCAGCAGAGGCCUGAAUCCCAGGCAUCCAGCCACCACCUCAAGUCUCAGCCCCAGGGAUCUCGCCACCAGCAGAGUUUUCAGCCCCGUGGUUCUAGCAACCAGCGGAGGCCUCAGCGAAAGGCGCCCAGCUAUGAACAAAAUCCUCAGCUCCGGAGGUCUGGCUAUCAGGAGAAUCAACAGACCCAGAGGCAUCAUCCCCAGAGAUCUGUCUACCAGCACAAUCCGCAGGUCCAGAGGUCUUCUCCCCAAGGGUCCACCUACCAGCAGAAUCUACAGGCCCAGAGGCCCCCUCCCCAAGGGUCCACCUAUCAGCAGAAUCUACAGGCCCAGAGGCCCCCUCCCCAAGGGUCCACCUAUCAGCAGAAUCUACAGGCCCAGAGGCCUCCUCCCCAAGGGUCCACCUAUCAGCAGAAUCCACAGGUCCAGAGGCCCCCUCCCCAAGGGUCCACCUAUCAGCAGAAUCCACAGGUCCAGAGGCCCCCUCCCCAAGGGUCCACCUACCAGCAGAAUCUACAGGUCCAGAGGCCCACUCCCCAGGGGACCAGCUACCAGCAGAAUUCACAGGCCCAGAGGCCCCCUCCCCAGGGGACCAGCUACCAGCAGAAUCCACAGGCUCAGAAGCCCCCUCCCCAGGGGUCCACCUACCAGCAGAAUCCACAGGUCAAGAGGCCCACUCCCCAGGGGACCAGCUACCAGCAGAAUCCACAGGCCCAGAGGCCCCCUCCCCAAGGGUCCAGCUACCAGCGGAAUCCACAGGCCCAGAGGUCUCCUCCCCAGGGGCCAGGCUACCUGCCAAAUCCGCAGCCUCUAUCUCCAAAUACUCCAGAAAAGCGUCAGCCUCUGAGACACUGGCAACAAGAGAAGCCUCAGACCCAUGUGCCUCACAACCAACCAAGACUGCUGCUGCAGGGCCCCAGUUAUAAAGAGGCACCAGGCUACCAGGACAAAUCUCAGACCCAGGGGUCAAGCCCCAGUCCUCUGUCCCAAAGACCUGAACCCUGGGAACCUGACUACCAGCAGGGGCCUCUGCCCCAGGUACCCAGCAAACAGAAGCCACAGACUGACCUGCAAAGUUACCAGCAGGAGCCCCAGGCGCAGGCUCCCGGCUACCAGCAGAAGCCCCAGGCGCCGGCUCCUGGCUACCAGCAGAAACCCCAGGCGCCGGCUCCCGGCUACCAGCAGAAGCCCCAGGCGCAGGCUCCCGGCUACCAGCAGAAACCCCAGGCGCCGGCUCCCGGCUACCAGCAGAAGCCCCAGGCGCAGGCUCCCGGCUACCAGCAGAAGCCCCAGGCGCAGGCUCCCGGCUACCAGCAGCCCCGUCAACCACCAUUUCAGCAUAAUCCUCAACUUGGGGCUCACAGCUACCUCUCCAAUGAUGAGUUUGACUCAGGUUCUGCUGCCAAGACUAAAAGGGGAUUUCCAGAAUUUAACAAAAGAGAUCUUGACCAUUUGCAGCCGUGGAGGUAAAGGAUUUACUAAAUGAAGAACAGAAGAAAAGACUGAUGGAAGAAGUCUUAUUUUAUUUAUUUUGACAGUUUUUCCCUUUUGGCUUCCAUUUAAAAAAUUAAAGACCAGUAAAAAAAAAAUACGACUAUUGUCACUUCAUAUACCUUUUAAAGAGAAUUUCAGUUGUGCCUGACAUUAAAUCUAGCUUGAAGUAUACUGGUAAGUCAUGGAUGUUGUGCUUUCUGAGCAAAAUAUGGCCAUAUUUGCACCUUUCAAACAAAUUAGAUCAAUUCUCUAAAUGCACUGUAAGCUGCCUGUUGGCUGCAUGGCAUUACAUACAUUUGCACAUAAAGUAUUUUGGGGAAACACCUGGGGCAGGUAACACCGGAGUGUAAAGUUAGCCUUGGGUUUAUUGUGCAGCCUUUUCAUUAUUGAUUGUAUGUGGUUGCUGUUUGGUGGACUUAUGUUAUGAUUAAACAUGGUCCAACCCAAAUGCCAACAGGCAUACUAAACACUCGGGUCACCAUGA
This is a messenger RNA of Melanotaenia boesemani (Boeseman's rainbowfish), 2508 nucleotides long. Its product is annotated as basic salivary proline-rich protein 2-like. The transcript is spliced from 4 exons. Bases 183 to 2000 code for a protein of 605 amino acids. The record is from RefSeq and is a predicted model, not a curated record. Lineage: Eukaryota; Metazoa; Chordata; Actinopteri; Atheriniformes; Melanotaeniidae.